Messenger RNA from Penicillium odoratum, 1248 nucleotides. Its product is annotated as M20 family metallopeptidase. Gene Ontology annotation, molecular function: dipeptidase activity. The coding region runs from base 1 to 1248 and encodes 415 amino acids. The transcript is spliced from 3 exons. NCBI's taxonomy places the organism in Eukaryota, Fungi, Ascomycota, Eurotiomycetes, Eurotiales, Aspergillaceae. The record is from RefSeq and is a predicted model, not a curated record.
AUGCAGUCUGUACAGAGUCAGCAAAGUGUCAUCAAAAAGGUCCGUGAGGUCCUGGACAAGUAUGAGCCUCGGCUCAGCGAGAUUAAUCAAAAGAUCUGGUCCAAUCCUGAACUCGCCUUUGAAGAACAUGAUGCCCACGAUAACAUUUGUGCAUUCUUCGACGCCCUCGCGAAUGGAUACACAGUAAAACGCCACGCAUAUGGCGUCAACACUGCGUUCGAAGUGAGCUACACGCAUGGCCAGGCUGGUCGCGUAGUCGCCUUCAAUGCAGAGUACGAUGGCCUACCUGGUAUGGGACAUGCUUGCGGUCACAACCUGAUUGCCACAAGCUCGAUUGCAUCCUUUCUGGCUACCACCGAGGCAAUGAAGGCCCUCUACUCCGACACCACUGGAUUCUCGGUCCGGUUACUAGGUACCCCAGCUGAAGAAGGCGGUGGCGGCAAAGUCAACCUUAUCGAUGCGGGCGCGUACAAGGAUGUUGAUGCCUGUCUUAUGGUUCAUCCUUACCCUAUCCUAUCUGGUGCACCGGACCUAUUGAGCUCCGCGUCAGACUCAAGUCAAUACCUUGCGAUUAACUCGGUCGAGGUUACGUACACGGGUAAACCGGCCCAUGCAUCUGCUGCACCUUGGGAGGGAAUCAAUGCCCUGGACGCUGUUGUCGCGGCCUACGUGAAUAUCUCCAUGCUCCGGCAGCAGAUCCUCCCCACGCAGAAAAUUCAUGGUGUGGUCUUGAGAGGUGGUGAGAGACCUAAUGUUAUUCCUGCAUCUACUACCGUCGAGUAUUAUAUUCGAUCGGAGACGAAGGAGACUCUGGACCCGUUGACCGAGCGCGUGGUGAAAUGCUUUGAUGCUGCCGCUACUGCGACUGGGUGUAGCGUCGAGUAUAAGUGGGCGCCUUCGCACACGGAUAUGAAGGUCAACAAACCUAUUCGUGAUAGCUAUACCUCAGCUAUGAAUGCUAUGGGGUAUAAGACUAUCGCUGAUGCGGUGGGACAGGAGGGUGGGUUGAGUGGAGGAUCUACUGAUAUGGGCAACGUUUCUUACGAGGUUCCUGGAUUCCAUGGAGGAUUCUAUAUACGCACCGAUGGGGUUAACCACACACCUCAAUUUACUGCUGGUGCUGGCUCUGAAGAAUCGUUUCAACGCAGUUUAGCUUGUGCUGCUGGUAUGGCUGUAGUGGGAUGUCGUGUUCUGGUAGAUGAUAAAUUCUCAUCGGCUAUUAAGGUGGACUUUCAGAAGAAAAAGUGA